AAAAAAUAAAAAAUAAAAAAAUCCAAAACCCAGAAACGAAAACCUACGAACAUUGCAAAUGGGCAUCAAGGAUCUUCUCAGAUUCAUGAAGCCUUACGUUGAACCCAUUAACAUUAAGAACUAUGCUGGUAAACGUGUGGGUAUUGAUGCUUAUUCAUGGCUUCACAAAGGGGCUUAUUCAUGUAGUAUGGAGCUGUGUCUUGAUUCUGAUAGUGAAAGGAAAUUGCGGUACAUUGAAUACUUUAUGCAUAGAGUGAAUCUACUUCGGUAUUAUAAAGUAACACCAGUUGUUGUUUUUGAUGGUGGCAAUGUUCCUUGUAAGGCAGCAACUGAGAAAGAGAGGAAUAGAAAAAGAAAUGCUAAUCGUGAGUUGGCAAUGGCUAAGCUCAAAGAAGGGAAUGUUAAUGCUGCUUCCGAGUUAUUUCAGAGAGCAGUGAAUAUUACUCCUCAUAUGGCUCAUAAACUAAUUCAGACUUUGAAAUCAGAGAACAUUGAGUUUGUUGUAGCUCCAUAUGAAGCAGAUGCUCAGUUAGCAUACUUGUCCAACCUCGAAAUCGAAAAAGGCGGAAUUGAAGCUGUGAUCACAGAAGAUAGUGAUCUGAUAGCUUAUGGUUGUCCAUCUAUUAUUUUUAAAAUGGAUCGUGAGGGGAACGGCGAAAGAAUAGAGUUAAAGAAGGUUUUUUCUGUGGAAUCUUGUAAACCAUCGUUUCGGAGUUUUGAUAUGAAACUCUUCACAGGUAUGUGUGUCUUAGCUGGUUGUGAUUUUCUUCCAUCUGUUCCUGGCAUAGGUGUUGCCCGAGCUCAUGCCUUAGUUUCGAAGUAUCGGAACUUGGAUCGUAUCUUAUCUGUUCUUAAGUUCGAGAAAGGCGAUCAAAUGCCUGAAGGUUACGCCAAAUCCUUCAAAGAUGCACUUGCUGUUUUUCACCAUGCUCGGAUAUAUGAUAUCAACACGAAAGAGCUCAAGCACAUGAAGCCUCUACCAGAAAAUUUUCUCGAGUCACUCGACACAAACCUCGAUUUUUUGGGACCAGAAAUUCCCUCAACUAUAGUCAUAGCAAUAGCAGAAGGAAACUUGAAUCCAUCAACUAAGGAAGCAUUUGAUAAGUUUGAAUGUUCUAGACUUCCUUUGCACCCUAUUGAUCCACAAACCAUUGUUCAACACAAGAAAAGUGAAGUUCUUGCUCCAUUUAAACAGGAGAAUUGUUUUUCAAUCUUUGGCUCCCAUAACAACAGUGAAAAUUAUACAGUGACAAGGAUCUCAGAUAAAGAUAAGUAUUCCAAUGAAGCAUUGGCACUUGAGAAACUAAUCAUGCCAUUGACAACAAAUGAAACAAUAAAGAAAACCAUUACAUCUAAUGACACACCUUUGAAGGUUCCUAACAACAACCCUUUUAGAAUAAGAAAACAUGAAGAGGAAAUAAAUUUGGUUCAGAAAGAGGACACAAUUGAAGAAAUUUCAAUUGUCAGCAGUGUGGAAUAUAUUGAUAUUGAUACUUACAUGUCACCAAAUAAAUUUCAAGAAGAAGGGUCUAAAAAUUUAUCAAGGAAAAGGAAAUUUGAGAACAUUUGCUUAGAGAAACUUGAAGAAACUGAUGAACAGGUUUCAGGAGUGACAGAAGUGGAAAAUUGUGAUGCUUUAUGCUUGAAUGUGGAGUCACAAGAGAGUGUAAAGUCUAAGAUUAGGAAUAAUGUUGAUUUGAAAGGAAGUGAAAAGAAAUCCAAGAUAAGCAACUCCAAGAAAAAGGGGAGCAACAUUAGAACUAUUCUGAAUUUCUUUUCAAGAGUGUAAUGAUCAUUCAAUAUCUAUACAUUCAUAAUUUUUGUC
Messenger RNA from Cicer arietinum (chickpea), 1825 nucleotides. Its product is annotated as exonuclease 1. Gene Ontology annotation, molecular function: metal ion binding; protein binding; 5'-flap endonuclease activity. NCBI's taxonomy places the organism in Eukaryota, Viridiplantae, Streptophyta, Magnoliopsida, Fabales, Fabaceae. The record is from RefSeq and is a predicted model, not a curated record.